This is a messenger RNA of Laccaria bicolor S238N-H82, 312 nucleotides long. RefSeq lists its product as uncharacterized. Lineage: Eukaryota; Fungi; Basidiomycota; Agaricomycetes; Agaricales; Hydnangiaceae. The transcript has 4 exons. The record is from RefSeq and is a predicted model, not a curated record. The annotation marks the transcript as partial.
AUCAACCUCAAUCGCGUUCUCACUGGAUACAAGUUUAUCGAUACGAACCUCGAGGACUGCCUCCACCAUAGCCCAUUUGCAAGGACUUUGAACGAACAGUGCCCGCCGCGUACCUUUUACUGUCGGAUAGCUACAAAUCUGAUGAUUGUCCACUUCUGCUCGAAGGUCAUGAAGGAAUCAACGGACAGACGUUGGAAGUUUGGUUCGCACAACGCACUCGAUAUUGGACAUUGCAUCAAUGUAACGGAGGUGGAAAUACCGAAAACCAUGCCAUCGACCGUACUACUAAUAGCAGCAAUGGAUGGUUUUUGA